AUGGAACUCCUGUCACAAAAUCGGCCAAUUCGCUCCACUUAUUCAGGCGAUCUCGGCCGUCCCUUGCAAGACUACGCCGAUGCAUUUACCCAAUGGCUCAAGAGAUCCAGCGUCCAUAAGGACUGGGACAUCGUCCCGGUUUCCGAUCUGGCUCAUGGCAGCCUGAGGAAUGGAAAAUAUCUUUCGGUCAGUGCUCGAUUCCUUAUAAAGGCCCUAGACCUAACAGACCCCACGAAAGCUGUUUCUCUCGCCCAUCCCGAUCCUUUGGUAUCCGCUCAUCCUUGGCACGAUCGGGAGCUUUUUAUUUUCAUCGAGAGAAGUUUUGAUGAACACGUUCGUCCGGAUGUCGGAAUCUUUGCAUCCUUCCGACUGGCCGUGCACGAGUAUGAAUUAGACCCCGAAACCCGUCUUUUCAACGGGUGCGAGGACUUUUCAUGCACCUUCACCCGUGCUGACAGUGUUCACGUUGUAAAAGGACAACUAUCACGAUGGACGCAGGACCUAUGGGGCCUUGUAGAUUUAGAGGCGAUGACCGCUCAUAUACUUAUUCAGAUCAAGACAAGUGAAACGACCGUCACAAGCAAGCAAUCCAGCUACCGAGUUCUCAAGAAUGACGACAUUCGACUUCAUGUUUACUCGUUUUCGGAUGCAAUGUCCAUUACCGCAAUGGAUGCGGCCCUCGCCCCGCCGCAAACAUAUUAUGACAGCGAUAGCGUGAAUGUCCUUCUCCGAAGGGUAUUCUCUUCUUUUGGCAAGUACUUCUCGGACCCGUGCGCCUUCGCGGACUGUUUGCACCAAUCAGGCGCUCUCGUCGGAGGGUCCACCGUUUUGUGCAUUCUCAACAGUGAAUCAUGGGAACCGGGCGACUUCGACGUUAUCGUGUCUAGGGUAUUCUGUCCCAUCUUAGACACUUACCUAUGCAAUGAAGGUUACAAACUUGACGCAAUCGCCCCCCUUCCUUCCGGGUACAUGCCCGAUCCCUUCGAUUACAAACGGUACAAGAAAGGCGAAUUGCAAAUUGACGUCUCCAUACCUCUACGGUGUAGUCCCGCACAGUUCAUCGCGUCCGAUUACCACCAUUCGUUCGUAAUGAAUUUCAUUUCUUCCGAAGGGAUGUACUGCCUCUUCCCUGAAACCUUCUCUCGCCGAGGAUGGGUCAACGGGACCCCUUGGCGUGCGGUGCACCUGAUACGGGAAAAGUACACCACAAGAGGAUACGAAAUCCUUCACGGAAGCAUCCAGGACCAAACCGGCGACAAUGGUCCAGUUGAUGUAUUGAGACUCAGGGGCAUAUGGUCGGUCAAGCUCCCUCUGACAAGUGCAAAGAAUGGAAGUUAUCUACGGGCGCGUGCCAGAUACCGCGAGGGCAUUCGCAGACUUAAACACGAGGAUAACUUCACCACUUGUGUCUCAUGA
Molecule: messenger RNA, 1416 nt
Organism: Cantharellus anzutake
Lineage: Eukaryota; Fungi; Basidiomycota; Agaricomycetes; Cantharellales; Hydnaceae
Exons: 4
Coding region: 1-1416 (471 amino acids)
Source: RefSeq, a predicted model, not a curated record